Molecule: messenger RNA, 1164 nt
Organism: Ceraceosorus guamensis
Lineage: Eukaryota; Fungi; Basidiomycota; Exobasidiomycetes; Ceraceosorales; Ceraceosoraceae
Exons: 4
Coding region: 251-1009 (252 amino acids)
Biological process (GO): RNA splicing
Cellular component (GO): precatalytic spliceosome
Source: RefSeq, a predicted model, not a curated record
CAUGCGUGCAUGCAUGGCUCCGCCUCACAAUCGUGAAUUCACUCACUCACCUCCAGUCUUGAGUCCGAGUUAGUCGCGAGUCUUGGAUACGGCACCUCUUCUGAAGGGCAACGAUCCACUCGCCCGGGGAAGUCGGCAUUCCUUACCAUUCUUUCCUCUGCAUGGCGCUCAUGAAGAUAGCGUCCGUCUCAGUCGUCGUCAACGUUUGAGCGUCGAAAAACUUUCACAGCGACCCUGCACGCGAAGGAAGAUGUCCUACUCUUCCAGAUCCGAUCCCUAUGGUCGCCCUGAACGAUCAUCGAGGGAUGACAGGCGGGAUUAUCGGGCGCGCGAGCGAGAGCCUCUGCCUGCCUCGUCGCACAGAGCGGGCUAUCGCGAUUAUGACGAUCCAUCCUACAGCUCUCGAGACAAGGAUUACGGAGGUCGAAGUGGAAGAGAGUACGAGCGGGACGAUUACAGAGACAGAGGGAGGGACGAGAGGUACGCUGGCGGGGAGAGGUAUUCCAGCAGGAGGGAAGAAGAGAGAGGAUAUGGUAGCAGCAGAAGAGAAGACGAGAGGCAUGCGUCUGCUAGAGAUGCUCGUCACGGCAAAGAUGAAAGAAGCGAUCGGAGGAGUAGGAGCCCGGUAUCCAGGUCCGGUGCAAGACGCGCUGAUCGCGAGUACGAUCGGGAAUCAGAUCGGGAUCGCAAUGCUGGUGGAGCACACCGAGAAAGGCGGGAGGAAGAGCUGGAUCGCAAGCAUGAAGGCACCUCGAGGUCGGGCAAGGGGAAGAGAAGCAGCGCAACUGGGUAUGUGGAUGGUGGCGCAGAGCAGAAUGCGGGGCAGGUUGAAGUGGGAGAGGAUGAGCAGGCCAUGAUGGCUGCCAUGGGCUUCGGCAACUUUGGUUCAACAAAGGGCAAGCAUGUAGCUGGUAAUGCGGAAGGAGCGGCAAAUGUGCGAAAGGAGAGGAGUUGGAGGCAGUACAUGAACAGGCAAGGAGGCUUCAAUCGACCGCUCGACAAGAUAUGAGGAGGACCUCUUUCGCUGCAACAUCCUCUGUCGUGUGCGAUGCCAUGUCCAUCAACGCGUUGGACAGACAAUGUAGAGCCCAUCUGCGAGCGCUUGCAGCAGCACAUCGACUCGAGUCUACUCAGGGCAAUCUAAUGCAAUGACAUGACUCAAUG